Messenger RNA from Ophidiomyces ophidiicola, 780 nucleotides. RefSeq lists its product as uncharacterized. NCBI's taxonomy places the organism in Eukaryota, Fungi, Ascomycota, Eurotiomycetes, Onygenales, Onygenaceae. The transcript has 3 exons. Bases 1 to 780 code for a protein of 259 amino acids. The record is from RefSeq and is a predicted model, not a curated record.
AUGGUGUUUGCACUGAAGUCAGUAUGUCAAUCUGAUGAGUUGAUGGAGAGAAUGAAAGAUUGUGAUGCACAUUGUCUCAAAGUCAGCUCAAAGACUCAAUUCAAUGCUCAGAGCUCUGAUAUGCCACAGCUGUCUGAUGAGAAUCAUGCAGAUGUUACAAUGACAGUCCAUGUACAGUUUCUUCAUUUUGUCAAGACUUAUAAGCUGAUCAAGACUGGCACUAAACAUGGAGAUCUGCUUCAAGAUGCUGUUCUGACUAACAGUCUCAUCACUGUGCACAGAAGCACUGAUCAUUUCAUGAAGACUGAUAAACUCAAUGAGUUGCUCAACCUGAAGCUGAAGAAAUUGCUGCAAUCUCAGAGAAUAUCAACAUUUGGAAUUCAGAAGCUUUUUUGGAAGUCUAUCUAUACUUUAAAAUAUACACAUCAGCUUUGUCAGGCAGUUGAGCAUGCUUUUGGGAAGUAUACUGAUGUGAAACAUAUUAAAAAGUCAGCCAGUGGGGAUAUCUGCAGUCUUGCCUCUCUAAUAUCAGAGCAGUUGCAUGUUAGUGUAGAGAGUAGUCAUGGAUUCUUGCCUGAUAUGAAGCUGUUCAAUGCCUUUCAAAAUCUAUUCUCCCACAUAGCCACCAUCAAUGCAUAUAUCGCGAAGGUUUUGGAGGCUGGUGGGGUGGGUGUUAUUGAAGGGAAUGAGAAAGAUUUGAGUGAAGUUGAUCCAUGUAGAGAAGAUGCUAUUGAGGGAAGUGAAUCUGAUCAGAUUUUCUGUAUGGGUAUUUCUACAUAG